This is a messenger RNA of Ricinus communis (castor bean), 381 nucleotides long. RefSeq names its product anther-specific proline-rich protein APG. The coding region runs from base 1 to 381 and encodes 126 amino acids. The transcript has a single exon. The record is from RefSeq and is a predicted model, not a curated record. NCBI's taxonomy places the organism in Eukaryota, Viridiplantae, Streptophyta, Magnoliopsida, Malpighiales, Euphorbiaceae.
AUGUCCUUCCUUGCAUUGGCGAUUUUCGCCACCCCAUCUAUCGCUCACGAUGAACAUGCCAUGCCAUGUUCAGAGCUGAAUUCAAUGGACAAUAAUGAUAAUGAAGACUCGACCUCCAUAGGUAUCCACUGUGGGAAGCAUGCACCGCCACCUAAAUCCAAGUCACCUCCUAAACAGAAGCCUGCACCGCCAUGCAAGACACCUCCUAAACAGAAGCCGAGUCCACCACCAAAAGGAAAGCCUUCGCCACCUAAACCCAAGCCGCCGCCAUCAAAAGGUAAGCCUCCAGCACCACCAACAGGCAAGCCAUGCCAACCACCCAAAGGCAAGCCUUCCCCACCACCUCCUAAAUGUGAUCCUCCAACAACUGUACAUGUUUAA